This is a messenger RNA of Aspergillus ibericus CBS 121593, 897 nucleotides long. Its product is annotated as RTA1 domain-containing protein. The record is from RefSeq and is a predicted model, not a curated record. Gene Ontology annotation, cellular component: plasma membrane; fungal-type vacuole. The transcript is spliced from 2 exons. Bases 1 to 897 code for a protein of 298 amino acids. NCBI's taxonomy places the organism in Eukaryota, Fungi, Ascomycota, Eurotiomycetes, Eurotiales, Aspergillaceae.
AUGUCGUCUGAUACUUCCCUCUCGAGCAUUCCGGCGUGUGCAGCCUGGGAUCCCGCCGUCAGUCCCGGUGACUAUGGCUACCGACCCAGCCUUGCUUGGGGCAUCGUUUUCACAACCCUAUUCACCCUGAUAGCUAUCGCUCAGUUGGUCCACCUGAUCCGCACUCGCGCCUUUUGGACCUUCUUCUUCAUUAUGGGCGCUGUCCUCGAGGUCCUCGGAUGGGUUGCCAGGGCUGUUAGCUACCACUGCCCAUACUCAAGGGCCUGCUUUCUAAUGCAGACCGCCACCCUGAUCAUGGGACCGUCUUGGACCCAAGCAGGCAUCUACGUGACUCUCUGGGUCCUAAUUCAACACAUGGGCCGACACGCCUCCCCACUCCCUCCACACAUCUACCUUUUCAUUUGUUUCCUCAUCGAUGUCAUCUGCCUAACCGCCCAAGCCACCGGCGGAGGCCUCGCGGGGGCCGCUUUCAGCCAAGGCACCUCCACCACACCCGGUACGCUCACCAUGGUGGUAGGCAUCAUCGCUCAGCUCGUCGCGGGAGUGAUUUUCUUCUUCCUACUCUCCAUCGUCCUCUACCGUGGUAGUACCGAGCUCCAGGCCAAUCGACCCUUAUUCCUCGUGGCCGCCGCCACGGUGUUCUCUACGUUGAUGAUGAUCAUGCGUAACGUGUACCGGUCCGUCGAGCUGACUGAGGGCUGGAGAGGGUAUUUGGCUACCCAUCAGCGGUAUGUCUUGGCGUUGGAUGCCCUGCCUAUGGUGCUGUCUAUGGGGGUGUAUGUGUUCUUUCACCCGGGGGCGCAUCUGAAGCGGAUAGAAAGCGAGGAUGAGCAGCAGGAAAUGGCCACUCGAUCGAAGACGAUGAAGCAUGCGGUGAGAGAAUACUUCAAUCUUUGA